GUCAAUUGGCAAUUAUGUAUUUCACAAGAGAAUUUCAUACUUCAAAGACUGGUCAUACCGGUUUCUUGUAGAGAACAUUUUUUGGUAAUGGGAAUUUUAAAAUUCGCGGGAAGUUUGCCUUGUUUCGUAGGUAGGAAAUAAUAUUUUUAAUAUUAAUCAAUAUUAAAUUAUAUAUAUUUAUUCGAUUUGCUACUUAUUGUCUUAAGACUGAUCGCUCGUAGCAUUCCUUUUUGUGGUGCAAGUUGUGUCUGUUUUUGUCUUCGGCUGAGCGGGCAAGUGAUCGAGCGAUGGCCACCAAAGGGGAGGAGCUGUGGUGGUCGCUGUACGACGCCCCCGUGGUCGAGUUCUGCAGUCAGCAGGAGCCUGACCUGCAGGGCAUAUCCGCGCUGCUGGGCGUCACCUCCAGCUGCUACAAGCGUCUAAGAGCUCAGUAUAUUAACACAAAACACGAAUGUGAGCUGAUGAAGAAUCGUCUUCAAGUGACCCUAAGUGACCUGAAUAGAAUUGAAUGUGAACUGAAGAGCAAGACUGAGAAGCCAUGUGAGCGUUGCAAGGUUUUGGAAAAUGAACUUGAUGCACAGAAGAAGAAAUCCCUUCUCAAUGAAGAGCGGAUGAGAUCUAUUGCACGUAUCCUGAAUGUGGGCAGCACUCAGAAACUCCCCAGUGAUGGAGACGGUGCAAACCAAAGCCAGCUUGCAUAUGCAUACUCGGUUGUCACGCAGAUACUACAUGACGAGAGUCCUAGCCUUGGGGAUCAGAAGGCCGUGCAAAAUAAGGUGGACGAGAAUGUACCAGGAAAACAGGAGGAAGUGGCUGGCGGUGCCCAAAUAGUUUCUUCCGAGAGCAAACCACGUACCGACACGUUAACGUUCAAGUGUUUCGAUAACAUGACGCUUGUGCCGGAGACCCUGGCGCCGGAGAAACCCAGAGUGAACGUUAUUAUUCCCGAAACUCUGGCGGAAGAAGAUGACGAUAAUGCAGAUGACUUUCGGAACAUAGAGUCUGAUAAACAGGUGACACCAAAGAAGCAGCUGAUAAAAGUCAAGAUCACGAAAGAAAACCGCAGUCCCGUCAUCGGUCGAGCAUCAAACCGGACACCGACGAAAGCCGGUGAUGCUGGGCCCUCCGAGACGCCCCGUGGUGCCCCGCCGGCCGAAGACAAGAGUCCGUCGCUGCUGAAGGAGGACGAGCCGCGAGGUCCCUGCGGAAGGCGGGCGGGCACGUGGGUCCUGAAGCCGAGCAACGAGGCGACCUCCUCCGCGAGAGGCGGCAAGCCGCCUGCCCGCAGGCUGACGCAGGCCAAGCUGUCGCUCGCCCGACGGCCCAGCAGGGUGGACGUGUGCUCCACGCAGGAGUUCAGCGGGGGCGUGCGGCACACGUCCACGCUGGCCGUGCCCGGGCAGCCCGACGGGUUCGACCACGUCCUGCAGAAGGUCCUCCAGGAAUCCCUGGAAGACCACCAGAGGAUGCAGGAGAACGAAGACAUGGUGCUAGAGAGCCCCGACUCAUCCAGUGCCAAGUCUCUGCACAGCUCCCUUGGGGCUUCACACGGCAGGAGCCGGGCUGCCGGCAGACUGGAGGUGCCCAAGAGGAGCGGCGACCCGGACGAGACCUUCUUCCCGGCGGCGGGCGGGGGUGACGUGAAGCGCGUCAGGGCCGGCAGCUCCCAGACCACGCAGGAGCUGCUGGCAGAGCUGGGCAUGGCCGCCCCGGCAGGGCCCGGCUUGGGGGUGGAGCCCCUGGCCACACCUGCCCCCGACAGAGUCCCUGAUAAGGAGCGCACUAAAGGAAGCCCGAGCUACAUUUACCAGCGGGAUGCGGUGCGUGGCAAGGCAGCACGCAGCAGGCUGAAGGGCUGGUCAUGUCACGAUUGCAAAGCGUUGUACGAAGGGCUGCACUUGACAGAAGCAGAGAAGAAAAGGUUAAUGAAUGAAUGUUCAAGGCAUCGAGAUAAGUUUCCUGUCAGAAGUACAUCUCCAACAGAUUGGUGAACACGGGUGCCAACAGCAUGCUGUGAAACUGUGUUCCUCGCCCGUCUCAUCAUGGUUAUUUGUGUGAUUGUGAUAUUAUGGUGUUAAAUCUGUGUGGUUUGUUUGUCGAAGAAAUGAGUACAGUGCUGUGCACAUUGGUAUUCGAGGGUUCGGUGCACCUCAGAGAAGUUAUUUUCUUCUCACAUGAAUUGAAGUUAUUCAAACUGUUAUUUAGAUUAGGUAAUUGCUGCAGGACAUAGAAAUUUGACACUUCAUCGGUUUGGUAAAAUGUGUCCAGACUUUGAAUAUUUGUUCACUUCAAGAUUCUGUACAUUUUAAUACAGACACUUGACAGAAAAGAGUAGCUCUUUUUUCAGUGACAAUAUUUUCUGGUUACAAAUAUGUUCAAUAAAGAUAUGUUAGUAUAUUUUCUUUUAAA
Bacillus rossius redtenbacheri is the source of this 2409-nucleotide messenger RNA. RefSeq lists its product as uncharacterized. Lineage: Eukaryota; Metazoa; Arthropoda; Insecta; Phasmatodea; Bacillidae. The coding region runs from base 288 to 1991 and encodes 567 amino acids. The record is from RefSeq and is a predicted model, not a curated record. The transcript has 9 exons.